AUGCCGCCACCUCUGGAGGUGAAGGCGAACAUACGACAGGCGGUCUUCCAGGGUCUAUCAGACCCAAACAGCAAAAUAAGGUCGCUAUGCGCCCAAACACUUUCCCUAAUCGCAAGCAGCGAUUGGCCAGAGGAAUACCCAGAUCUUUUGAACUCACUAAUCGUCCUCUUGUCAUCUAACUCACCAGCAUCUGUUCAUGGUGCUAUGCAAGUCUUCACGGAGUUCGUAGGGAAGGAACUCACAGAAGACCAGAUCUUACCUGUUCUCCGUCAGCUCCUACCCGUCUUGCUCUCCAUCCUGGGCGCUUCAGAGCAACAUACGGCCCUCACACGUGCGCGGACGAUAUCCGUGUUCAGACAAUGCGUCGAGACCCUCUUCAUGGUGAAGGAGCAGUUCCCACAAUCUGUAAAAGAGGCCACGGGUUCGAUCCUCCCGGUCUGGAUCGAGGCGUUCAAAAUGCUGCUGAAAAUCGACCCGCGCACCGACGUCGAAAACACCGCUAAUUGGGACGGCCUUGCUAUUCGGAUUCAAAUAUACAAAACUUUGGACAUCAUCUAUGUCUCUUUCGCGCGCGCGUUGAUACCCCACCUCCAAGAGCUGCUGACAGUAUCGCUUAACCAUCUUAAUGCGCUUUUCCCCGCGUUCACGCAGUACUACCUGUCUGGCGAGCAUGUGAAGCCAACCUCGUCCGAGGACCAGCCAAUCGAGAUCCCACACCUGAUGUGCCCUCUGCUUGACUUCGUGUCGAAUGUGACGCGCGGCGGGAAGGCGAAGGAGUGGUUUGAGCCGGCGAACCUCAACGCGCUGAUUGGUGCCAUCUUCGGCUGGGCACAGAUGACGCAAGACGAUGAGGACGAAUGGGCGACCGAUGCCAACGCAUUCGUUGCGCAAGAGUCGGACGAGACCAAUACAUAUAGCGUACGGAUAGCCGGCUUCGACCUACUCGCUAGCAUCUUUUCGCGCUCUGCCGCGACGACCGCAUCGUCGUGCCAGGCAGUCGUUCAACAACUUGCGGUUCAGUCUGAGGAAGCACGCAGCGCAGGCAGGCAUGACUGGUGGAGACCUCUGGAGGCCGCUCUGGCGGCGGUCGGCUCGCAGUCAGAUGCGCUGCUCGACUGUCUCGAGGACGAAGAGCUCGCAGGGCGUCCCAAGCCGAUUGAUAUCCAGGCUCUGCUGACGAACGUCGUUCCGUCGCUCGUCAGUAUUUCAGAGUGCCCAUUCCUUCAGGGUCGUGCGUUUGUCUUUGCUAGUCAGUUCGCGAGGCUCCUUCCCGCACAUAUGGCUGGACAAUAUGUUGAGGCUGCUGUGCAGGUGUUGGAGACGGAAUCUGCAGGCAUUCCGAUCAAGCUUUCUGCCGUGAAGGCCAUUCUCAACUUCUGCCAAAAAGAUGUGGACGAUGCCGUCAUUGCGCCGAUGGCGCCUCGGAUAGCCAAGGAUCUCGGACCGUUCCUGUCAGCUACCACCGAGGACACGUUGAGUUUGGUUCUCGAGACGCUGUCUGUCAUCGUUGAGCUCGAUGAUGGCAAGUGGCUUGACCGCGAGCUGGCCGGGAAUCUCGUGCUGGCUGUCCUAGGAGUAUGGAUGAAGAACAACAAAGAUCCUAUCUUCAUCUCCAUCUUGUCAGACAUACUCGAAAAUCUGGCGAAGUCUCCUGCGCCUGGCGUUUAUGAGAGCGUCGUGAAGCAUGCGCUGCCUGGGCUGUGCAAUGCGAUCAUGGCGUCCAGCGCAGAUGAGCCGUGGAUCACAGGUGCUGCUAUUGAUCUCGUCGGCAGUCUUGUGCAAGGGGCACCGGAGUCGGGACUUGGCGAGGGUUUCUUCGCACACCUGGGCCCUAGCUUGUUCCUCUGCAUGAGGACUGUCGAGGACCGCGAUGUCAUCCAGAGUGGCAUCAGUUGCCUGACAUCGGUCAUUCGCAAAGACUUCAACCAGCUGGUGUCGUGGUCAGACCCGUCGACCGGUCAGUCAGGUCUUGAGAGCGUGCUCACAGUGAUCGCGAGGCGGCUGCAGAGCGAUGACGAGUCCGGCGGGCUUGCUAUUGGCGACCUCAUCAUCCAUCUCCUGCGCAGAGCGGGUGAGGCCGUCGGGCCAGUACUGCCCGAGUUGCUGCAGGCGAUGGUGCGCCGUAUGACCACGGCGAAGACCGCGACAUUCCUUCAGAGCUUGGUCAUUCCGUUCGCGUUCCUUAUCCACAGCCAACGCGACACUGUACUCACUCUUCUGGAGUCGACCAACAUUGACGGCCGCUCGGGACUGGACAUCCUGAUCCAGACGUGGUGCGAAAAUGCCGAGACGUUCCAAGGCUUCUGGGCGACGCGCAUCAGCACACUCGGGCUGUGCUCGUUGUACGCAUCGGAGCGGCCGAGUCUGCAGCAUCUCAUGGUCAAGGGCGAUCUCAUCAUCAAACCCGAGACCAAGGAUGUGAUCAUGACCCGGUCGAAAACAAAGAAAAUACCAACGGAGUUCACGUCUAUCGCAUUCCCUGUGAAGGCUUUGAAGCUCCUGCUGCACGACCUGCAAUCGGGCGGGGAGGCAGCAACUAUGAACCUCGGUGCCGUCCCCGAAAUCGACUCUGAUGACGAGGACGAUGAAUGGACUGAAGAGGAGAAGUUACACCAAGGUUUCAAGGCCGACGAAUUUGCGUUCCUAUCGGAGAUGCUUGGGCCUCGUGGCACGAAUUUCGACAUCGACGAUACCUUGUCUGAUGGAGACGACGAGGACCUGAGGAACGAUCCUAUCUCUCAGAUGGACAUGCGGGCACACCUUCUCUCGUUCUUCCGUGAAUGCGCCAGCCGCAACACGAGCAACUUCUCCGUUGCAGUGGAUCAACUCACCGCGGAGGAGACGCUGGUCGUCCACAAAGCUGUGAGUGAGCAGUGA
Messenger RNA from Sparassis crispa, 2877 nucleotides. Its product is annotated as ARM repeat-containing protein. Lineage: Eukaryota; Fungi; Basidiomycota; Agaricomycetes; Polyporales; Sparassidaceae. The record is from RefSeq and is a predicted model, not a curated record. Bases 1 to 2877 code for a protein of 958 amino acids. Gene Ontology annotation, biological process: protein import into nucleus. The transcript has 17 exons. Gene Ontology annotation, cellular component: cytosol; nuclear envelope.